Molecule: messenger RNA, 2754 nt
Organism: Drosophila busckii
Lineage: Eukaryota; Metazoa; Arthropoda; Insecta; Diptera; Drosophilidae
Gene: Tab2
Product: ataxin-2 homolog
Exons: 7
Coding region: 317-2515 (732 amino acids)
Molecular function (GO): ubiquitin binding
Source: RefSeq, a predicted model, not a curated record
CGUGCGGCCGCCACAGUUUGUAGAUCUCGCAUAAAAUCGAACAAAGAUCAAAAUAAAUGUAAAGAAAUUAACAAAUAUAAACGUUUGGCGACUACGAAACGGUAAAACAUAAAGAGAAAAAAAUAAACGAACGGAGUGCAAGUGCAAGUGCGUGAAUUGUGCUAGAAAAUACAGUGAAAACGAAGUAAAGGCAAUUGCAAGAAGCUAUAGUAGUGCGUUGUUAUGAUUUCAUAUGAUAAGUCAACAAGCCAAAAGUGAUUUCCACAUCAAUUGUUGUAAUUUAUUGGUCUGCAGCGGUGACAAAUGAUGGCUUAAGAUGGCGGCUACACCACCAAUGCCGCCAGGCGCAAAUCAUCUGCAACUAAAUGGCAACAGCCAGCAACAGCAACAGCAGCAACCACAACAGACGCCCAACAUAGCCGAAGCACUGCAGCAACAUUUUCAAUUAAAAGCGCUACAGCAACAAAGAAGUAACAACAAUUCGCUUAGCAGCAGUCAUGAGCUGCUGCUGCUGGAGGCGCCUGCCACACCCACAGCCACACCCAGCAGCAAGGCCAAGCCCAACUGCAGCUGCACUAACAUAAGUAUUAUGCAUUUGUUUCAUGAGAUGAAACAAGAGUUUCCCACGCUGCCCGAUGCUUUGGUGACGCAGUGCGUCAAUGAGAAUUGCCAUCAGCGCGAGAAUUGCAUACAGAUGUUGAAGAAGGAACUGGUGCUGCAUCCCAGUCCAGUGCAGUCCUAUCCAGCCAAAGUUCUGCAGCAGCAGCAGCAGCGCCAAGCGAAGCCGCCGACGCCGCUCAAGCCGCUGCGUGCCGCGCCCACAACGCCCCCAACGCCAGCAGCACGUCAACGACCCACAACGCUUAACCUGGCGCGUCAGUCCAACAGCAGUUUACAGUUAAAAAUACAACGACAGCAGCAGCAGCAGCGACGCGAAGCUUUGCAGCCGCUGCGACGCGCGCCGCCUCUGCCGCCGCUGCCGCCAAAACCGCAAACGCCCGGCGCUAUUGCUGUCUCUUUCGCCAGCAGCAGCAGCAACUGCUCCAAUGAUUCCUCCUGUCUCACCAGCCCCCUCAGCUCCAGCGAGUCCGAACUCUCGCUUAACAUUGCCUUAUCAUCGCCAACGACGUCGGCAGCGACGCCAGCAGCGACAACUGCGCAGUUACGUUCGCCCGUUCGACAUCGUUCAGUCAUUACGCUACAGCCCGAGCCGCCGUAUGCGCGUGAUUUUCUAACGAACAACAACAACGGCACGCCCACUCAAACACCGCCCUCGCCCUCAACGCCCAGCAGCGGCCGCAAAAGCUUCACCUCACUCAAUCUCACGCUGCGCCAACCGCCCGCCGCCAACUCCGGCGCCGUGCCCGCCACCAUCGACAUCACCGCCGGACCCGCGCCCUGCUUCACCUACUCGAGCAGCAGCUUCGACGCGCGCCGCGGCACCCACAAGAACUUCCAGCUGACAGUCACAGACGAGGGCAGCGUCUUCAGCGCCGGCUGCGUGCGUCCCCAGCUGCCGCCGUAUGCGCCAGUGCCAGCGCUAGCCGCCGAUGGCGCAACGCCGCCGCAUUGUCCUAUGACCCGAAGUAAUUUCUCAUAUCCAACUCAGCCCAACCAGAACCAUGUGGUCGCCUCCAACUUCGACAACAAUCACAGCGCCGACAGCAGUCCCAGCGUCACACACAUGCCGCUCUACGAAGGCGUUCUGCCCGAAUGCGAUCAGGCAGUUCAUGCGGCCACAAUUGAGCGACAGAAAGCGCGACGCGAUAAGCUGGCAAAUGCGCUGCGGGAGAACAAGAAGCGUUUGCUUAGCCUGGAGCAGGAGAUCAAUAUACUGACCGAGCCCGUGCCAGCGGGCGAAUCCGAAAGACUGGAUAGAGAUAUCAAGAAACUGACUGACGACUGUCAGCGUUUGCUCAACAUGAUAAAUGAUGGCACAGCUGCUGCGCCCAUGGCGCGUCAGGUGUCGUCGUCAGCGGCGCCGCGUCAACGUGCCACACGCCAGCAACAGCCGCCAAGUUCGCUGCGCUUGCAUUCGGUGCCGGCGCCGGCGACGUCAGUAAUGCCGCUAGACUAUCAGCAGCACAGCAGUGCGCCCAGCUCGGCCUGCCUAACCCCACAGCAGCAACUGCAACUGCAGCUGGAGCCGCCGCCCACCUAUGCGCAGUACUAUCAGUUUCAACAGUUUCUGCAGCAGCAGCGCAAUGCAGCAGCAGCAGCGGCAGCAGCAGCGCAGUCUCCACACCCACAGCUCAAUGGACAGGCAGCAGCAGCAUCCGAGGAGGAGGAGGAUGGCUCGCUGUCCGACUCAGAGGCAGAUGAGGGCGAUGAGCCAUUGGACAUGUGGGCCUGCAACUUGUGUACAUUCCGCAAUCAUCCGCAACUGAACGUGUGCGAGGCCUGUGAAAAUGUUAGGAUACAGCCGGCGCCGAUUUACAACCGUGAGGAUAUGGACAUACACAUAACACUCUCACCAGGCGAAAACCGCAUUAUACACUCCUGGAUACGUUCGUGACAGUCGGAUUAUAAACCUAACUAGACAACACACACACUCAAGUGUUUAAUUGUAAAUUUUUUUCAAAAAUAUGUAAAUACAAAUACGCUGCUGGCAGCUUUUAAUGUCUAAUUAUAUUAUAAUUAACGUGCUUUUGUUGAUUUCUCUGCAUAUAAGAAUCAAGACUUUUGAAACUAGUAAAUUAUCAUGUACAUUUUGUAAAUACCUAGAGCGAAUGAGCAUUGAAAUGAAAUGUGUUA